This is a messenger RNA of Bubalus bubalis (water buffalo), 1515 nucleotides long. It is a transcript of the gene C1H3orf38, whose product is annotated as chromosome 1 C3orf38 homolog. Lineage: Eukaryota; Metazoa; Chordata; Mammalia; Artiodactyla; Bovidae. The coding region runs from base 1 to 1176 and encodes 391 amino acids. The transcript has 3 exons. The record is from RefSeq and is a predicted model, not a curated record.
AUGCGAGAUACUUCUCUCAGUUCCCAGCAGCCCGGAACCACCGAUCGGAGCACCGAGUUUCCUGAGUGCCCUCAUUUACUACGGCUUCCGCCCACGGGUCUGGAAUACCCGAGGCUCUUUAGCCGUGAACGGCCGGAAAGGCACUUCCGGUAUCUGUUGCCAAGGCGCUGGCCCGCUGGGCCUAAGGAAGCGACUUUGUUGGCGGCGUCCUCUCCCCCCAUUCUGGGGGUCGAGAUGACGGGGCUCAGCUACACGGAGAUGGAGGGCUGUCGUAACCUGCUCAGCCUAUUGGACAACGAUGAGAUCAUGGCCCUCUGCGACACUAUCACCAACCGUCUGGUGCAGCCUGAGGACCGCCAAGAUGCCAUUCGUGCAAUAUUAGUCUACAGUCAAAGUGUAGAAGAACUUUUGAGGCGAAGAAAAGUCCACCGAGAAAUCAUAUUUAAGUACUUGGCAACACAGGGUGUUAUUAUACCUCCAGCUACUGAAAAACACAAUCUUAUUCAGCAUGCAAAGGAUUACUGGAAAAAGCAGUUACAACCAAAAUUGAAGGAAACACCAGAGCCAGUUAAGACAGAGGACAUUAGACUCUCUGAACAGCAGGAGAAAGAAGAAAAAAACGCCGAAAAGGUUGAUUUUCGUCGAUUAGGUGAAGAAUUCUGUCAGUGGUUCUUUGAACUUCUGAAUUCUCAGAAUCCUCUUCUGGGACCACCUCAAGAUGAAUGGGGGCCACAGCACUUCUGGCAUGAUGUCAAGCUUAGGUUUUAUUACAACACAUCUGAACAAAAUGUGAUAGACUACCAUGGAGCAGAAAUUGUGAGCCUUCGUCUGCUGUCACUAGUGAAAGAGGAGUAUCUUUUUCUCAGUCCCAACCUAGAUUCCCAUGGACUAAAAUGUGCUGCUUCUCCCCAUGGUCUCGUUAUGGUUGGAGUUGCUGGGACUGUCCACCGAGGAAACACUUGUUUGGGCAUUUUUGAACAAAUUUUUGGACUCAUCCGCUGCCCUUUCGUGGAGAAUACUUGGAAAAUCAAGUUUAUCAACCUGAGAAUUAUAGGAGAGAGUUCCCUUGCUCCUGGAAGAUUAAUGAAACCGGCUAUUACAUUUGAACCAAGUGACCUAGAAGCCUUUUAUAAUGUAAACACUUUGUGUGGUCCCAUGAAGUACAACUCCAUGUAAGGCAGGCACUGGACAGUGGGAUUGGAGACCAAGAUUCACCUAGUGGAAGUUAGGCACUGUUGACCAGAAGAGAACUAAUUUUACCUAGCCCUUGAAGCUCUGAGUACACUGUCAGUCUGAAAAAUCUUCUAUACAGAAAUUCAUCCAAAUACUACAUCAGCAAUGUCUAAGUGAUUUCAUAUUGGGGGGUUGACAUAUUUUAGUUGAAAUGGCUUUCUUGACUACAAGCUAACAUAGUAUGUGAACACUUGCCUCUUUUCUACUUGAGUUGCAGCAGAUAUUCUGAAAAUUUCAUGCAAUUCGUCAAAUAAAUCCCACUUCAGAUGUUGUAACUAACAA